CAAGGUCAUGGGGCUUAUCCUCUUGAAGAACAACUCCUGGAUGUUUCCAAUGCUCCGUUGGUCUGGCCCAAUGCAAGGUUGGCCUAUGAAAAAGCCUCCGAGACACUCCAAUUACUUCGUUCAUUACCCGAAGAUUGUUUAUUUAAUGUGAUAUCAUUCGGUUCUUGUUUUGAUUCUUUGUUUGAAAAAAGUCAACCUUAUUCCCAAGAAAGUUUCUCAAAAGCUCUUAAACAUGCUCAAAAAAUGACUGCAA
Molecule: messenger RNA, 253 nt
Organism: Racocetra persica
Lineage: Eukaryota; Fungi; Glomeromycota; Glomeromycetes; Diversisporales; Gigasporaceae
Source: the annotation of a GenBank genome assembly